AUGGGCUGCAGGUGUGGGAGAUCACCUGGUCCACAGCCUCCACCUUUGCGCGCCGUCCGCCGUGAAGUUGCAGACCCCGCCGCUUCCGUCCGCCUUGAAGUUCCAGUCGCCGCGUCCGUUGUUCCAGCCCCGCCUCUGCGCGCCGUGACCAAAGCUUCAGUCUGCCGCGAAGUUCCAAACCCUGCUUCCGUCCACCUUGAAUUUUCAACCGCCGCCUCCGUCUUUUCAGCCCCACCUCCGCGCGCCGUGAACACGUUCGGUUCCAGCCAUCGCUUCCGUCCGUCAGUGAAGUUUCACCCCCCAUUUCAGUCCGGCGUGAAGUUACAGUCCCCGCCUCUGUUGAACACACCAUGUCUUUCUUUCCGCCUCCGCCACCGGCACCGCCGACACAGAGGCCUCUGCCGUAUAGCUUGUUUCACCAUUGUUGAUAAGCAGGUUAGUAUUCUCACCAUAGUAACACCUACUUGGACUAUGUUAAAAUGUUGUCCUUUUUUCCCCCUUUCUUUUCUUUUCGAAGCUAUAUUGUAUUUGGAACUUCCGCAAAUACCACUUUCUGGACUAGAUUCCAUAGUCGGACGACUUGUGGUUAUCCAUGUUGAUCCCGAUGAUCCUGGACGAGGUGACUUUAUUACACUUGAUAAACAGCAUUUCUGA
Messenger RNA from Striga asiatica, 654 nucleotides. The record is from the annotation of a GenBank genome assembly. Lineage: Eukaryota; Viridiplantae; Streptophyta; Magnoliopsida; Lamiales; Orobanchaceae.